Messenger RNA from Dibothriocephalus latus, 888 nucleotides. Lineage: Eukaryota; Metazoa; Platyhelminthes; Cestoda; Diphyllobothriidea; Diphyllobothriidae. The record is from the annotation of a GenBank genome assembly.
AUGCGUCGAACUGUGUUUUACACUCUGCAUGGCCUCUACAACCCUGGGAUCCGAGCCUCACAGAAGCUCCUAGCGGAAACGUUCGUCUGGCCUGGCAUGAACAAGGAUGUCAAAGCUUGGGCCCGGUCGUGCCCGAGUUGCCAACGGAACAAGGUCCACCGCCACAACAAGUCUCCACCCGGUACCUUCCCCAGCCCCGACGCUUGUUUCAGUCAUGUGCACCUCGAUGUUGUAGGUCCUUUGCCUCCAUCCAACGGUUUCACGCAUCUGCUUACCUGUGUUGACCGCUACACUCGCUGGGCCAAAGCCAUCCCCUUGCCGAACAUGGAAGCAGAAACAACCGUUUUUGGCAUUACACCCCGGCUACCAGGCGAGAUAGUCACCCCAACCUCAUGUGGUGCUGAUUUGAGUCCUACGAAUUUUGUGCAUCACCUGCGGCAAUUCAACACUCACUUUCCUCGGUUUCGCAUCGAACUCUUCCGCGAUGCGAUUGAGUGCGAAGACCACUGGAGCCAUCAUCCGAAAGUCCAUUCCGCUUUCUCUGACGCAAAGUCAAGACUUGCCGGAUCGUUCUUGGUGCGAAGAAGGACGUGGUCAGUGUCGAUCGGGUCAAGGCUGCUGUCAUCGAGGAGCCACCGGACUUGCCUGAUGGACAACAUUGUGCAGACCCCCUACCCCGUGUUCUCCCAUCUUCCACCUCCCCUUGCUCCUACUCUACCUUCUUUACCCGUUCCUACCAUUAAAAGCCCUGCCUUAAGUUUUUUAAUGCAAGUGACAUUCGCACAUCGCGUAGCGGUCGUCGAGUCCCCUUUCCCGACCGUUUUAUCACCCACGUGUUGUAACACUGCAUUAGCCUUCGGCUUCGCUGUACGCUUGCCUUUAGUCUAG